ACAGACUUUCAGAAUCAGUUCUUACUACCAAAGUACCUGACAGAAACCAUGAGCGCGCUCAGAGUAAUGACUCUUUACGUUCUCGGAUUUAUACUCCUUUCAGCAGUCAAUGCUCACAAAGCUUGUUCUAAAAAUGCCAACUUGUGGAAAAGUAUACAAUACCAGCUUAAGUUAGUAGAAACUACAGAAGGGCGAUGUGAUUGUGAUAAAAAAGAAAUGCAUGGUCAUGAAAUGGUCGGAUUUCUAGCUAAAUCUUCAAAAGAUAAAACAAACGUCAACAGUGGAACUACAGUGAUAUUUGAUAAGGUAGUCACCAACACCGGUUCUGGAUACGAUGCUUCCACUGGACAGUUUGUUGCACCUUACGAAGGUCUUUAUUAUUUCACCUGGACUAUUCUCACCUACCCUUCGAAAAAAUUUCUAACACAGUUACUGCACAAUAACAACAUUAUUGCUGGCAACUAUCCUGAUGGCAGAGGACGAUCUUCAGGUCAUGAUUCCGCGACCCAAAGUGUUGUGCUACAUCUUGCAGCAAAAGAUAAGGUCUGUAUUAAAACUGAAGAUACAGGACAGUAUAUGUAUGGUGAUAGAUGGUCUACCUUCAGUGGAUACAAAAUUUAA
Molecule: messenger RNA, 621 nt
Organism: Mytilus trossulus (common blue mussel)
Lineage: Eukaryota; Metazoa; Mollusca; Bivalvia; Mytilida; Mytilidae
Product: complement C1q tumor necrosis factor-related protein 3-like
Exons: 3
Coding region: 49-621 (190 amino acids)
Molecular function (GO): protein binding
Source: RefSeq, a predicted model, not a curated record